Molecule: messenger RNA, 1758 nt
Organism: Diaporthe amygdali
Lineage: Eukaryota; Fungi; Ascomycota; Sordariomycetes; Diaporthales; Diaporthaceae
Exons: 3
Coding region: 1-1758 (585 amino acids)
Molecular function (GO): N,N-dimethylaniline monooxygenase activity; flavin adenine dinucleotide binding; NADP binding
Source: RefSeq, a predicted model, not a curated record
AUGGAUUCAUUCACCGCCCACGGUACCACUAACGGAACGACCUCGGGCAACAAAUCCCGCUAUGGCAAGCCACUGCCUCCAUCAUGGAUCCCCCUCUACCAGAAGCCCUUAGGCACGCCCACGCGCCGCCUCCGAAUCGCCACCAUCGGCGGCGCCGUGGCAGGCAUGGGAUUCGCUUACAAGCUGCAACACGAGCACAAGUUGACCACGGCCGGCUGUGAGGGGAGGGAGGAUCCAUUAGUGGAGCAUACGAUCUAUGAAGCGAACGCAGACAUCGGUGGCACCUGGCUGGUCAACAAAUAUCCGGGUGUGGCGUGCGAUGUGCCGGCGCACUUGUACGCCUUUCCCUUCGAGCCCAACCCUACGUGGAGCUCGUACUACGCCAGCGGCGCCGAGGUUCUGGCAUAUUUCAAGCGCACGGUGGCAAAAUACAACCUCGACCGGGACGUGAAGCUAAACCACAGGGUCGAGCAUGCCGAGUUCAACGAGGCAGAGGGGAAGUGGCACCUCAGGGUCCGGCGCGUGGAUACAGACGAGGUCGUCGACGACACAUGCGACAUCCUCGUCUCCGCCACAGGCUUCCUCUCGCACUGGCGCUGGCCCUCGAUACCAGGCCUAGACAAAUUCCAAGGCCACCUCGCGCACAGCGCGGACUGGGAGUCGCAGGGCGAGUUCGACUACACGGGCAAGAGGACCGGCAUCAUCGGGAACGGCAGCUCCGCCAUCCAGAUCCUGCCGCGGCUCGCCCCGGGCGCGGCGCGCCUGGUCAACUUCGUGCGCCGCCCGACGUGGAUCACGGCCGGGCUGGGCUCGGCGGCCAUCGACGGCGCCGCCAACUACACGUACACGGAGGACGAGAAGCGCGGGUUCGCCGAGGACCCCGGGAGGCUGAAGCAGUACCGCAAGCGCCUGCAGCAGGCGACCAACACGGGCUUCAACCUGUACGUCAAGGGCAGCGAAGCCCAGGAGGAGGCGUUCCGGACGACGGCGCAGGCCAUGCGCGACCGCCUCGGGGGCGACGAGGAGCUGGCGCGCAGGCUGAUCCCGGACUGGGAGGUGGGCUGCCGCCGCGCGACGCCGGGGCCGGGAUACCUGGAGGCGCUCACGAGGGAGAAUGUCUCGCUCGUCACCGACGGCAUCGAGAGCGUCACGGCGUCCGGAAUUUGCACGCGCGAUGGGAGGGUAUUCGAUCUAGACGCCAUCGUGUGUGCAACGGGUUUUGAUGUGAGCCACCGACCGCCGUGGCCGCUCAUCGGACGGACGGGUUCCAGCUUGGCUGAGCACUGGAAAGAGGAGCCAUUUUCGUACUUGAGUUUGAUGGCAAGCGGAUUCCCAAAUUUCUUCAUGUUUGGAGGGCCUAACAGUCCAGUGGGCCAUGGAAGUCUGAUGUGUCAAUUGCAAUGGAGUGCCGAAUGGAUAUGUAAAUGGGUGAGGAAGAUGGCGUAUGAGGACAUCAAACUCAUCGACCCAAAGCCAGAGGUGGUGGAGGAGUUCAACUCCUACGCUGAUGAGAUCAUGCAGACAUUGGUUUGGUCUGGCGGGUGCAGGUCGUGGUAUAAGAACCAUCGCGUUGAUGGGCGGGUCACGGCUGUCUGGGCUGGGAGCGCGAUAACGUAUCACGAAAUGAUAAAAGAGCUGCGACCCGAAGACUUCGAUAUCGUGUACAGAUCAAGAAACAGAUUCAAGUUCAUGGGAAACGGAAGGACUGCUAUGGAGAGUACGCCUGGAGCCGAUCUGGCAUUCUAUAUUUACAAGUAA